GCGAAAACCUAGCCGCCCAUCUCCACCACUCUGCUACCCUGAACUCCCCCCGUCGCGCCAACAGGCAAAUCCGCCGGAACCGUCCACCGCCGCCGCCGCCGCCGUGCUCGAGGAAGCCAGCGUGAAGGAGGAUGAGGAAGCUCAAGUUCCACGAGAAGAAGCUGCUCAAGAAGACCAACUUCCUCGAGUACAAGCGGGAGGGCGGCCACCGGGAGGCCGCCGUCACGCAGCGCUACAGCCUCGUCGACAGGGACGACUACAAGAAGUACAAUGGGAUUUGCUUGAUGGCGCAGAAGCUCGUGAACAUUAUAAAGCAAAUGGAUCCGAGGGACCCUUUCAGAAUCGAGAUGACAGACAUGCUGAUUGAUAAGCUGUAUAAUAUGGGUGUCAUUCCAACCAAAAAGAGCUUGGUCAAAUGCGAGAAUCUUUCAGUGAGCUCCUUUUGCAGGAGGAGACUUGCAACAGUUAUGGUGAAGCUCAAGUUUGCGGAACACCUUAAAGAGGCUGUGACCUACAUUGAACAAGGGCAUGUGCGUGUAGGCCCUGAGACGGUCACGGAUCCAGCCUUUCUUGUAACCAGGAACAUGGAGGACUUCAUCACCUGGGUAGAUUCCUCAAAGAUCAAGAAAAAGGUCAUGGCAUAUAAUGGUCAAUUGGAUGAUUAUGAUGCCAUGUUUUGAGAAUGUCGUUGAGUAGAAAUUUUGGUACUGAAUCUAAGAUUAGUGCAUAUUGCAAACCUACUUGCGUGCCCAUCAAGGCCUGUCAGUGUUCUGUAAUGAAGCUCGACAGCAUAACUCAUGAAUGUCUAAUGAACUCAUACUUGCCACCUCUCGUUUUGCAUUGUAUAUGCUGAUGUACAAUAUUACACUGAAAUCUUGAUGUUUGGUGUAAUAUCUGUAAUCUGUUAAAUGUUUAUUGCGGUGCUUUGUGGUAUAUCAAUGACAGCAAGUUCACACA
Brachypodium distachyon (stiff brome) is the source of this 957-nucleotide messenger RNA. Its product is annotated as U3 small nucleolar ribonucleoprotein protein IMP3. Bases 132 to 680 code for a protein of 182 amino acids. The record is from RefSeq and is a predicted model, not a curated record. Gene Ontology annotation, cellular component: small ribosomal subunit; Mpp10 complex; small-subunit processome. Gene Ontology annotation, molecular function: structural constituent of ribosome; rRNA binding; snoRNA binding. The transcript has 4 exons. NCBI's taxonomy places the organism in Eukaryota, Viridiplantae, Streptophyta, Magnoliopsida, Poales, Poaceae. Gene Ontology annotation, biological process: rRNA processing.